UGACAAUAUGGCUAUUUCAUAACCUAGAAAUUCUGUAUUUUUUGCUACUCACCGUAUCAGUCAAUCAAUUUAUCAUGUUCUGUAGUUGAAGACUAAUUUAAUUUACCAUACCUACACAUUCAUAUUUUAUAGAAUGAGUGAAAGUAGUAUUCGUUUCCUUUUGUAUAUAUUCAUCACUUUUAAUUCAAUUCUUGGAAUUUCUUCUGUUGAAAAUAUUAUUGGCUGUAAUGGCUUCGUGAAAAGUGAAAUCGCUGUUGAUUACUCUCAGAUUGGAAUCAAACUGUACACGAAGCAAGGCAGUCUAAAAGAUCACACAGAAUGUGCACCGAAUAAUGGAUAUUACUUUUUACCUUUAUAUGAUAAAGGUGGAUACUUAUUGAAGAUUGAUCCACCAAAAGGCUGGACAUUUGAUCCAGUUGAAGUGCCUGUGAAUUUUGAUGGCGCUACAGAUCUAUGCAGUCUAGGAAAGGAUAUAAAUUUCCAUUUUAAAGGAUUCGCUGUGACUGGAAAGGUUACUAGUGCUGGCAGUACUGCGGGCCCGGCGGGAGUUACGCUUCAAUUGCUCGAUGAGUCGGGAAAGCCUAAACUUGAAGUAUCAACAGGGAAAGAUGGCAAUUUCAUAUUUACACCGGUGCUUCCAGGAAAUUAUAUCAUCAAAGCAUCUCAUUCCAAAUGGAUGCUCUCCAAAAAAGAAGUUGCAAUCUCAGUGAAGACAGGCAAUGCCGUUGUCCCAGCAAACAGUCUUGUUGUUACUGGCUAUGAGGUUUCUGGAUCUGUCACCAGUGACAAAGAACCCAUCACUGGAGUCACAUUCAUCGUUUUUGGAGACAAGAAACCUGAGAAACCACUGAUGGGAUGCGACCAAUCUCACGUAUCAGGAUUCAGCACUACUAGUCCAGAAUUGAAAAAUAAGUUGCUUAUUUGUCACGUGGUGUCUGAUGCGUCGGGACGGUUCUCUUUCCCGUGUCUGCCGUCGGGCAAAUACGUGGUCAUCCCGCAUUAUAAGGGAGCUCAGAAUAUCAAGUUCGAUGUCCAGCCUCCGCUGCUCGAAUUCGCUGUUGAACAUGACAGUGUGGCACUACCAACUCCUUUCCAGGUGAAAGGAUUCAGUGUAAGUGGCAGAGUAUUGUGGAGCAAAGAUGGCAGACCAAUGGCAAAAGCGAGUAUAUACAUAAAGAAUAAAUUGGUCGCCACAACGCAGACUGAUGGCACCUUCCAUCUUGAUAGCAUGAGAGCUGGCACUUAUCUUAUCUCAGUUAAAGCUGAUGAUGUACUAUUCAAGGAAACUGAAGUGAAAGUGACACCAAAAAGUCCGGUGCUCGAUGACAUAGUGCCCGACUCGUACAAAGUGUGCGGCAAAGUGAAGCCUUCCUCGCAGUCGACGCCGGUGCAGUCACGUGACGUCCAGCUAGUGGCGAAGGAGUCGGGUGCUGCGACUACUGUGAAGGUGCAGAGUGCAGCUGGCGACUUCUGCACGUUUGUUGCGCCGGGCGUCUACCACGCAUCUGUCCCUGUUACGGCUGACGAGAAGAGCAAGGGACUUCAGUUUGCACCAAUUCAGAGAGAGAUAGUUGUGAAAGAUAGUCCAGUGUCCGGCAUCGAAUUUUCUCAGCUCAGAGCCAUCAUCAGAGGCCAGGUGGUCUGCUUGUCUGAACAAACAUGUUCUGGAAUAACAGUAACUGUAGCUUCUCUAAACGGACAAGAUCAUUUCACCACCACAACAGCAGCAGGUGGAAAAUACAGACUGGACAACGUGCUACCAGGAGAGUACAAAGUGUCGUUGGACAGAGUCUCAGAUUGGUGUUGGGACCAGAGCUCUGCUCCUCUAUCAGUGAACUCCGCCAACACUGUUGGCCCAACAUUCACACAAACUGGCAUCAGCAUCACAUUCGUCUCCUCUCAUAAUACCAAGAUUCUUUACAAAUCGCUGAAAAAGAACAAGGGUCCUAAUGAAAAAGUACCGACUAGGGAAAUGGAAAUAUCGACAGGCAAAAGUAAAGUGUGUUUUCCCGAUGAAGGGGAGUACGAGAUUGAGAUGGCUGGCUGUCACCAGUACAUCGUGCCAAAGGUUCAUUGGAAGGGCGGCCCCGUUGUGCUGACUGCUAUCUCGCAUGCCUACACUGGCUACAUAAUCACACAGGAGCCCGUCUCUGACCUAGCUAUCACCUAUUCGACAGCUGACGAAGCACGUCAGACUCCCAAAAGAUUGGGACCGCUAGCAGGUGUGAAGAAAGAUACUUCGAAGUACUCGUACAACUUCAGUCUGCAGCUUGCAGAAGGCGAGAAAGUGACAGUGACGCCGACUGCCAAGUCGCUCCUAUUCUCCCCGCCAUCCUACAACAUUGUCGGAGGUGUGGACUGUGAGGAGAAUGGCAUCACAUUCGAUUCCGAAAAAGGUAAAAUCAUGAAAGGCAGAGUGCUGGGUGCCGCGAACACGCCCCUUCGUGGUGCAGCCGUCACCCUGGCUGAUCUCGAGGAUAAUGUCAUCUCAUCUUUAGAGAGUGGCUCUGAUGGAUCCUACAUGUUUGGACCGCUAAGCGCCGCUAAGAAAUACAAAUUGACUGCUUUGAAAGAGGGAUAUAUAAUUUCUGGUCCAUUGGAUAAUGGCGACUUCAGCGCUCACAAAAUGGCUGAAGUGAAUGUUGAAGUGAAGGAUCAAGCUGAUAACUCACCCCUGGAGUCUGUGUUGCUGUCGCUGUCCGGAGGCCAGAACUAUCGUCGCAACAGUGCCACGGGACCAGACGGCAAGAUGAACUUCAUGUCUCUGUCUUUGGGCCAGUACUACCUGCGGCCGAUGAUGAAGGAGUACAGGUUUGAUCCGCCCUCCAAGAUCAUCAACGUUGAGGAAGGAGCAACUGUCAAUAUUGUUCUCCAUGGUAAGCGAGUGGCGUACAGCGUGUUCGGCAGUGUGACGUCACUGAGCGGUGACGCAGAGGUGGGGGUGGUUGUAGAGGCGGUGGGGGUUGGGGGGCAGCACGAGGACUGCGCCCACCUGCAGGAGGAGAGCAUCAGCGAGAGCACCGGCCACUUCCGCAUCAGGGGUCUACAGCCUCAGACAAAUUUCAAGAGGACGAAAAACACUUCUACAAGCCAGCAGCCAUUUUUCUUGAGAGGCUUGCACAUUCCAAGUGACGUCCUAAACACGUCAUCAAUUGCCAACCUCACGAAUAAAAAAUACAAUUGCGACAAUUUAUCUUAUAAUAUUAGCACAAUAAUUAGGCUCUUAGAUGUUGUAUCAUCAAGUCUCGGCAAAGAGGACCCCUCUGAUUCAACCGGCUUUUGUGCAACCAGCACUUUGAAUUUGAAAUACCAAACAAUAAGAAUAACGCCCCUCAACCAUAUUGCAUUUUGUUUGCGUGUGCAGGUAGUGAACAAAGACGUGGACAGCGUGCGCCUGAUAGUGCUGAGGAAGCUGGCACAGACGGACGUGACUGUGCUGGUGGAGGCGGACACAGCCGAGCACCUUCGCAGCCUCAAGGCCAAGCUGUACCGCGACGAGGUGGUUGUGCACUCGAUGCGCCUCGCGCACCUCAAGGUGACGCCAACGUUCGCACUGACCUCGGUGGCACUCGCCUUGCCGCCGCUGCCCCCCGAUGGCCGCACCUACACGCUGCAGCUGGAGUCGUCCCUGUCCCAGGCCGCCUACACCUACUCCACGCAACCCGUCCGCUUCAAGGCCGACUCGUCCUUCCGCUCGGCCCGUCUCUCCUUCUUCCCGCAGCCGCGCACCCAUGACAGUGAGCUGUCCCACUCCUCCUACCUCCUGGUGCCUUUGCUUGCCGCGCUCACCCUCCUCUUCUACAACCGGAGCGCUGCUCUGCGAGUCCUCGAGCUGUUCAACUGGUGCGUGGCCAGCCUGGCCGCUGUGCGCGAGCAUAGUGCCCGAGCGCACCACACCCAGGAUGCGGGCCUCAGUGACUCCGACGCCGCUCUACUGGUCGAGCCAGUCGGCGGCAAGCGCAAAUCGAAACCGCGUAAAACGUAG
This is a messenger RNA of Nilaparvata lugens (brown planthopper), 3985 nucleotides long. RefSeq names its product nodal modulator 1-like. The transcript is spliced from 18 exons. NCBI's taxonomy places the organism in Eukaryota, Metazoa, Arthropoda, Insecta, Hemiptera, Delphacidae. Gene Ontology annotation, molecular function: carbohydrate binding. Bases 134 to 3985 code for a protein of 1283 amino acids. Gene Ontology annotation, cellular component: endoplasmic reticulum membrane. The record is from RefSeq and is a predicted model, not a curated record.